Nematostella vectensis (starlet sea anemone) is the source of this 3821-nucleotide messenger RNA. Its product is annotated as GATOR complex protein MIOS. The record is from RefSeq and is a predicted model, not a curated record. Gene Ontology annotation, biological process: positive regulation of TORC1 signaling; cellular response to amino acid starvation. NCBI's taxonomy places the organism in Eukaryota, Metazoa, Cnidaria, Anthozoa, Actiniaria, Edwardsiidae. Gene Ontology annotation, cellular component: cytoplasm. The coding region runs from base 191 to 2926 and encodes 911 amino acids. Gene Ontology annotation, molecular function: protein binding. The transcript is spliced from 36 exons.
UUAACAACAUGGCGGAUGGAGUUUCGAUAUCCAAUAAAAACAUACUGUAACAAUAUGAUAAUUUCAAGGAACUGCAAGGGAUCCCUCCAGACAGUAUUGUUUUUACCCUAUUUAGACACAGCUUAGGAUAAAAGUUCUACGAAUGAAGAUAUCGAGGUUCUUUUACUGAGAUCGCAAGUUUUACCAAGACAUGAAGUGGGAAGUGCAAUGGUCGCCAAAUCAUAGCGACAAAUUCAUCGCGUUCAACCAUGAGAUCUGUCUUUACAAGACUGUCACAGCCAAGGAUGCUACAAAAUCUUCUGGGUGUCGGAAUCAGGCCAUCAAGCUUUCAGAUGAGUCUUAUGCAGUUCCUUUGUCUGUCAUUGGGGAUGUACAGUCCCUCAAGUGCAUAGCAUGGUACCCACACUCUAACCCUGACGAUCUGUUGGCUAUUGGACAAGGAAAUGGCAGAGUAGUUAUUACAAGCUUUGGUUGUGAAAACAGACAAGCAGAUAAUAGCCUAAGAAGAGAAUUUGUUCCAAGACACUCAAGACAGUGCAACGCCUUGGCUUGGAAUCCUGUUUCAAGAAACCUGCUUGCAGCUGGUCUUGACAAAGUCAGAAAUGACGUGUCUCUCUUGGUCUGGGACAUUAAUAUUCAGCUAACUGUACGGGAUAUUGCUGGCCAAGAUAAACCAAGUCGUUACUCAUCAAGCAGUGGGAAACAAUCACCAAAUAUGGGCACAGGCAUGAAUGACCCAGGGAUUAUGGGAAAUAGGCCACUUGCUGAACUAUCAACCUCAGAGCAAACACACUCCGUCGCUUGGUUCCCAAGGGAUCACAACUGCCUAGUUGCUGGACAGGCUCAGAAGUUCCUCAGAAUAUUUGAUCUCCGAGAUCCCACUAGACCUCACAGUGCUGCUAUCACCAAGGCUGUAUCUGGGGUCAAUGUUGACCCCCACCUUGAACACCAGGUGGCGUCCUUCUCUGAGGGCCCUCCUGGAGUCAUUUGCUUAUGGGAUAUUAGAAACUUUGAAACUCCAAUAAUGACUGUGUCCCAACCAUCAGCACUCGCCAGCAUUUCCUGGAGUCCGUCCAGAUUUGGUCUCCUUUCUACCCUCAACAAGGACAGCUCUGUUGUUCGACUCUAUGACAUUCAACAUGCACAUUUUGGAGCAAUGUUUGAUGGGUAUGAUACUGAUACAGCUAUUAUUGAAAGAACCGCCCAACCCUCCAAGUCACUUAUCUCAUCUUUCUCCUGGCACCCAACAUAUGAAAACCAAAUGCUUACUGUUUCACCUACAGGUACAAUAUCUGAAUAUACUAUCUUUGAAAGGAUAUCUGUGGGCUGGUCUCCUAAUUACCAUUUGACUAUUGGUUGUGGAAGGCAUCUCGUGGAAUGCAGCAAGGAGCAGGCAUCUGAAGCCAGUCUUGAAGAUGACAUCUCCACCAAGAUGAAAAGAAGGGCCCUGGCUGGAUAUGGAAUCACAGCCCAAGAUCUCAAAUCUAUAUCAAAGAUAACCCAAGACAUGAAGCUCCUCAAGCUAUGGACGUGGCUAAAUCAAGUCAAGAAAAUCAGAGAUAAAGUAAAGAAGAAAGGAUUCAAAUUCUAUGGUAUAAAAAGUGCGAUUUCCGGAGAUCUUACCACAGCUGAUAUGACAAGUACUAAAACAAAAUCAGAUUCAUCCUACCAAGAGCAACGGCUGGUCACAACUUUGUAUUACAGUGAGGAAAGGAAGACAGCUCUUUCAUUGUGUGGGUGGGAUUUUGCUGAUAGUAGUGGGAGUUUGCCAGAAUUCCUUAACAAACUUCAAGAGCAGGGCAAGUACGAGAGGGCAGCUGCAAUCGCAUUAUUCAACAGCAAGAUUCGCCAAGCCAUCGAGAUUCUCCGACAAGGGGCCAAGGUGAACCAAGAGAGUUCUGACAAAGAUAAAGGGAAAACGCUUAACAUGGUUGCCAUGGCAUUGUCCGGUUACACGGAAGAGAAGCGCACACUGUGGAGAGAAAUGUGCAGUAAUCUUUGUCACGAGAUUGAACACCCGUAUCUUAGGGCUGCCUUUGCGUUUCUCACGUGCGAAGACGAUAAUUUUGAUAGCAUAUUGUCUGAUCGUGACAUAGAAGUGGAAGACAUAGUAGCAUUCGCCUGUAAAUUUUUACCCGAUUCCAAGCUCGUCGCGUUUAUCAAGAUGUUGACGAGUCUGAUGGUGGAGGCUGGUGAUCUUGACGGAAUGCUCUUGACUGGCGUUACCCCAGAUGGAGUCGAUCUUUUGGAGAAAUACGUAAAUAGGACCACUGACGUGCAGACAGCGUGCCUCGUCAUCAUCAACUCUGUACAAAACAUCUCGGACGAGGUCAAAAGGGACAAGCGCGUUUCCUGCUGGAUAGAGAGCUACCGGAAUCUUCUAGACACGUGGAGGAUGUGGCAUCAAAGAGCGCAGUUGGAUAUUCACUACACGUUAAAGGACAGUAGCCAGAAACCCCCUCAGCAAGUAUUCGUCUCGUGUAACUUCUGUGGAAACUCUAUCCUCACCACACCACUGCCAACAGAGUCAAGACCUAGGCGAAUCGCUCAAUACUACACCCCGGCUAAUCGACCCAAGAUAAUGGGUUGCCCUGGCUGCCGUAAGCCGUUGCCGAGAUGUGCGCUAUGCAUGGUACACAUGGGAACACCAUCCCAACAAAACGCCAAACCUCCACAACUAGAUGUUAACGCAGAGAAGCCAGCCGUCGUAAGAAGUGUAAACCCAUUCACAAGCUGGUUCACGUGGUGCCAAUCAUGUCGCCAUGGCGGCCACGCAGAUCACAUUUCUGAUUGGUUCAGGGAGCAUUUGGAGUGCCCUGUCAGCGGCUGCGAAUGCCACUGCAUGAAUCUAGACUCCGUUGCCAUGGCGAUGUCAUCUGAAGUCACGGACGUUGCCAAGAAGACGGGAAGUACUAUAUUUCAAUGACAGAUCUAGAUCAGUGUUAUACUGUUUCCUAGUGUACCAUAAGCCAAGUAUUAGCACCUUUUCAAGAAUGUAUUAUUGAAAUUGAGUAUUAUCCAAAUUGCAUUUUGCACAUUGUCCUCAUCAGUCAACUUCAUUAUUUACGCAAGUCUAAUGAAUCGUUUAAAUGAUUUGGAAAAUAUUGGAAAACGCAGAAAAGCCUUACUUUUGGGACAAUAUACCCAAAACGCGAAAGAACAGAGACUCGACACGGCUGAGUUAGAAAGAAGCAGGAAAAAAGAGAGCUUAUAAGAAAUAUAAUCAGUACUUUACGCGGAAUUGGAUUUGUCGCGUCUGCAAAGCCAAGCAGUCGAAGGAAAUUUGACAGUACCUCAGACAUUUAUUUUUUGCUUUGGAUAUCUUACAGUUUCGGACAGUUAACCAAACUACUGUAGUUAGGUAAACUGUCCAAAACUGUAAGGCUGAGUUCAAACGUCGUAUUAUACAUGAGCCGUAUUCAAUGCAAAUGCAUGCAAAAGAAUCAAGUCGAUUGUUUUAUCUCCAUUUGCAUGCAUUUACAUCGAAUACGGCUCAUGGAUAAUACGACGUUUGAACUUAGCCUAAGAUAUCCAAAGCAAAAAGUCCAAAGGGGUCUGAUUAAUUUCUUUUUUAUCUUUUUUUUUUUGGGGGGGGGAUCUCAUGUUAGGAUAUCAGAUAAUUUUGUUUUUCAAUUAUUUUAAAUUAUUUAGGUUUUGAGUGCUAUUAUCAUACAUCGUUAUUUGUGUUCAAGGUAACGAAACGAAUAAAGAGAGUAGAUACAAGUGCUAUUCAAUAGAAAAUACAGGAACUACUUUUUAGAAGAUGUGCAUAGAAUUGGAUAAUGCUUAAUAGUAGAUUCGAAAUAAACGUGACAAAUAUC